Sardina pilchardus (European sardine) is the source of this 6977-nucleotide messenger RNA. Its product is annotated as protein mono-ADP-ribosyltransferase PARP4-like. The coding region runs from base 205 to 5949 and encodes 1914 amino acids. Lineage: Eukaryota; Metazoa; Chordata; Actinopteri; Clupeiformes; Clupeidae. The record is from RefSeq and is a predicted model, not a curated record. Gene Ontology annotation, cellular component: cytoplasm. The transcript has 43 exons. Gene Ontology annotation, molecular function: NAD+ poly-ADP-ribosyltransferase activity.
AACGACUCUGGGAAGUUGCAUUGGGUUUUCUCGGGGUUGGCUACUCUGAAGAUAUUGGGUUUUUCACUUUACCUGGUCAGGAUUACUACCGAACUAUGACAGUUUUCACCAACUGUACCGUGGUCUUAGAACUGAAGGAUUUGCCUUUCAAGGAGAAGAAAAAAGUUCGCUUGGCCAUUACAGACAACGGAGGCAGCCUCGCCUAUGUGGUCAACAAGCAGCUUCAUAGUGGUGAGCAGCCUGGGAUGUCUGAGCAACAACCGGCAGCAGAGCGCCUGGAAGCACCAGGUGCCGGUGGUGGGGCUGGAGUACGUGCAGGCCUGCCUGGAGCAGAAGGCCCUCCUGCCGGCCCUAGAGCACGUCCUGGUCCCUGUGACACCCACACCCCACCCAGCACCCACCAUUCAACCAGUGAGAUUGCUGACUACUAAAGAGAAGUCCAAAGAUCAAGAUCCAGCCCAGAUAAAGAUAACAAAAAAUCAGGUCAAAAACGACUCCAACUAUGUUAGCAACCAUCGGAUCUUCUCUGAGCAUGACAGCGACCUUCCCUCGUACCCCUCUCACUUCCAGGUGGCCAAAUACUCCAUUCACAGCACUGCUGCUGGGGGCGGUUGGUGUGUACUGGAGCUGCAGAGUGCCACGGGGGAGAAGGGUCUUGUGUUCCGGAUUGUGCGCUACAUGAAACAGGGGGCGCUGGAGCGAGACCAGCUGGUGUUGUGCAGCUGCUCUGAGGAUGCUCUGGAGGUGUAUGAGCAGCUGCAGGACAGACUCAGAGCUGACGACUUCCAGCUGCAGAGACGCCUGCCUCCACAGCAUGAGGACAUGGGCUCUCCCAGCCUGAAGCAGCUGCUGCUGGAGGAGGAGCUGAACUGCAGCACACUGUCACAGGAAGUGGGCGUGUUUGUGGAGCUGGUGUGGGCUGAAGCGAUGGGGAGUCUGACCAAAGUCCUCAAAGUGCCGGCGCUCAGGAUCAGCCCCAAUGAUGUGAGCCGUGCGGAGGGUUUGCUGCUGCAGGUGCGUAGGUCGGAGGAUGCUGCUGAGAGGAAGGUCCUGCUGGAGGAGAUCCGCUCUGUGCUGCCCCACACAUUGCCUGAUACCAUCCCUACUGCCAAACUCACCUCUCAGGCACUGGACCUGUGUCAGGUGUUGCGGGACACGCUGGCUGUGAAUGAGGUGGUGAUGAGGAGCUCCAGUCCCUCCAGUCUGGGGAAGUACAGAGCCCUGGGCUGCAGCAUCGAGAGCCUCCCCCCUCAGAGCCCCCACUACCAGACCGCCACUCAGCUGCUGCAGCACAACGACAAGCAGGGGGAGAUUAAGAUUCACAAUGUGUUCCAUGUGCGGCGUGGGGCAGAGCUUCAGAUGUUCAGGGAGGAGCUUGGGAACAUUAGGCCCCUCCUCCACUCCACCAGUCCUGCCAGCUUUGUUGGAAUCCUCUCUCGGGGUCUUCUGCUGCCCCGGGUUGGAGUGGAGCAUCACGGAGUCCAGCGCACAGAUGUGGGGCACCUGGGAGGAGGCAUCUACUUCAGCGACUCCUUCAGCACCAGUGUGAAGUACUCCAGUCCCGGUGUGACGGACGGCUCACGCCUGCUGCUGGUGUGUGAGGUGGCACUGGGGUACUGUAGAGAGUUCCGGAAGAAGGACACCACCCUGACCAGCGCCCCUGAGGGCUACGACAGCGUCCACGGGGUCCGCAGCACCCCCAGACAAAACUCAGAGUUUGAGGACGAUGAGUAUGUGGUGUUCAGUCCUGACCAGGUCAGGCUGAAGUACGCGGUCCAGUACACGCUACCAGACGACCAGCUCAAGGACUUCCAGCCGUCUGUUGACAUGUCGGUGGAAAACAUCCCUCCAGCAGGAACCUCUGACACAUUGGCCAGUGAGGACAAUGGGGGGUUUGAGGACAUUAAGAACCCCCUGGACAGCGUGACUGCUGGUCUCCUGGACAGCGCGGGACAGAUGCUCCCCCUGCAGGCCGUCCAUGUGAAGUGCAAGCUGGUGGACCUGCUGUCUCAGGUCAUCAUUUUCCAGACGUACUCCAAUCCGAACCCGGCUCCCAUCGAGGCCAAGUACGUUUUCCCCCUGGAGGAGUCUGCUGCUGUGUGUGGUUUUGAAGCCUUCAUCAACGGGAAGCACGUGAUCGGACAGGUGAAGGAGAAGGAGCAGGCCCAUAAGGAGUACAAGCAGGCCAUAGCAAAGGGCCACGGGGCUUACCUCAUGGACCAGGAGGCUCCUGAUGUGUUCACCAUCAGUGUGGGGAAUCUUCCUCCCGGUGCCACCGUCCUCAUCAAGGUCACCUUCAUCUCUGAGCUGCUGGUGAAGGCCGAUUCCAUUUUCUUCCAGUUGCCCGGCAGCGUGGCGCCAUGGCAACAGAGUGCUGCACUCAAUGAGAAGACACAGGGUACUGUGGAGAAGGUGUGUGUGAGUGAACUCAAUGGGGACUUCUCCCUCAGUCUGUCCAUUGAGAUGCCUUAUGAGAUCACCAGUUUGCGCUGUAAUACACACCGUAUUCAGACCAAGAGGACGGACUGUAAGGCGAUGGUGUGCACGUUACCUGGGGAGAUGCUGGGUUCUGACGGGUUCGAACUCUACAUCACUCUGUCUGAGAUGCACAUGCCCCGCAUGUGGGUGGAGAACCACCCUGACAAGGACAGCCAGGCCUGUAUGCUGGUGUUCUACCCCGACUUUGGGGCCCUCCGUGGGGCCGGAGAGGAGCUCAGCCCUGGUCCUGCUGGUCCUGCUGGGGGUGGGGUGCAGGAGGUGUUGCUUCUGCUGGACACCUCUGAGUCCAUGCGGGGGGAGACCCUGCUGAACGCACGGCACAUCGCCCUGCACCUGCUCAGCAAACUGGACAAGAAACUCAAGAUCAACAUUGUGCUGUUUGGGACAGAUCAUAAGAAUGCCUUCAUGUUCUCCAAAGUUCUUGGGGAUGCCUACGAACCAGCUAAGGACUUCAUCAAGACCUCCCCACCAGUGGGGGGCAGCACUGAGCUGUGGCGGCCCCUGCGCAGCCUGAGUCUGUUGCCUCCAUCCCGGGGCAGCAGGAGCCUGGUGCUGCUAUCUGAUGGCCACGUGCAAAACCCCACCCUCACCCUGCAGCUGGUCCGCAGCCACGCUGCACAUACGCGCCUCUUCACCUGUGGCCUCAGUAAGACGGCCAACAGACACAUGCUUCGAGCUCUUGCUCAGGCAGGGGGUGGAGCCUAUGAGUUCUUUGACACAAAGACCCGUCACACGUGGUCAGAGAAGGUGGCGUCGCAGGUGAGGCGUUUGGCGUCUCCAGGCUGCAGCUCGGUGGCCGUGAAGUGGCAGCUGUUCAACCCAACAGCUCCCCCUCCUGUUCAGGCCCCUGCACAGGUCCACGCCCUCUUCAGCAACUGCCACACCUUGGUCUAUGGCUUCGUACCUCACUGCACACAGGCCACUCUCUAUGGGGACCUGUGUGGGCAGGAGAUUAAGACCAUGGUGUCCACCACAGAACUGCAGAAGACUAAGGGCACGUUUCUUCACAAACUCACAGCACGAGCAGUCAUUAGAGAUUAUGAGGAUGGUGUUCUUCACAUGGAUGAAGCUGAACAUGAGGGGAAGAAAGCGCAGAUGAAGUCCUUCAUCGUGGAGCUCAGCAAAGAGUUCUCCGUCCUCUCCCAGUUCACCAGCUUUGUGGCCAUCGAGGAGAGGGAUGCACAGAAGCCUGAGGAGGGCUUCACAGACAUCCCCAAGCUGAUUGCAGAGGAGGAGGUGGACCUGCUGCCCUACAUGGACUGGGAAGUUGAACCGAGAAUUCGUGAGUACUUUCCCAGCUCAUCGAGUUCUGAAGAGGAAGAGAUCUCAGAUGAUGACAUGGGCUUUGGGCUUUUUGACGACGAAGAGUCUGAUGUUGAAAUGCAAUUCAAACAUGCUUGGCCUUCUCAGAUCUCAGAUGAUGACAUGGGCUUUGGGCUUUUUGACGACGAAGAGAUUCACGUUGAUGCUCCGCUCGGUCCCAGCUCACGGAGUUAUGAAGAGGAAGAGAUCUCAGAUGAUGACAUGGGCUUUGGGCUUUUUGACGACGAAGAGAUUCACGUUGAGAUUCACGAAGAGAUUCACGUUGAUGCUCCGGUCUUAGAGGCGCCUGCGAAUAUCCGUGGGCUUGCUAAUGACUGUGGGCUUGAGAAUGACUAUUCUAUCGAAAUGAUGAUGCCUAUACCUAUUGCAUGUGCUGAUGAAGCCCCUCUCGAUCUCCGCUAUUUUUCCUUCCUCUCCAAACGCGGUCCCGGCUCAUCGAGAUCUGAAGAGAAAGAGAGCUCCAACAAUGACAUGGGCUUUGGGAUUUUUGACGGCAAAGAGAUUCACAUUGAUGCUCCGUGCUUAUUUGGUGGUACUGUCCCGAUGUCCUUUGAAAAGUCCUCCAAAAAGUCCUUGAAGUCUCUCUCUGGUCCUCUCUUUGGAGGUCAAGGCGUCAAGGUCCUCUCUGACCCUAGUUCCUCCUCUGCCUCUGACCCACCUCCACCUCUCUCGGCCUUUCGUCACAGAACAAUGGUCGGCGCCUGUGCCCCUACCUCUGCCUCUGCUCCUUCCCCAGCCCCUCCCCCUCCACCUCCCACUGCCCAGGGACUUUUUGGUUGCUCCUCUGUCUCUCACCCACCUCCAUCUCCUCUUUUCUCCUUUGCUCCCAAAGCCUUCAGAACCGCUGCCCACAUCUCUGUCUCUGCUCCUACCCCAGCCCCUCCCCCUCCCCCUCCCCCUCCCACCGUCCAGAGGAUGUCUUUAAGUGCUGCACACUCUGUUGACUUUGGUUCCUCCUCUGCCUCUCACCCACCUCCACCUCCACCUCCUCCUUUCUCCGCCUUUGCUUCCAAAACCUUAAUAACCGCCGGCAGCGCUGCACAUACCCCUGUCUCUGCUCCUACCCCAGCCCCUCCCCUUCCCCUUCUCACUGCCGAGGGCUUUGCUUUCGGACACCGUGUUGACUUUGGUUCCUCCUCUGCCUCUCACCCACCUCCACCUCCUCCUUUCUCCGCCUUUGCUUCCAAUUCCUUAAUAAUCACCGGCUCCGCUGCCCAUACCCCUGUCUCUGCCCCUACCCCAGCCCCUCCUCGUCCCCCUCGCACUACCAAGGGCUUUGCUUUCGGACACCGUGUUGACUUUGGUUCGUCCUUUGCGUCUCACCAACCUCCUCGCGAAACCUUGAGCAAAGCUCUCCCUACUGGAGAUUCUGUCCCCCGUGAGGUCCUCCGUGCCAACAACUUAAGACGCAGAGCAUCACCCCAACUCAAAUUGGGCCUAGAUGAUGCCGCUAAAUCUGCCGUUGCGAUGGAAGGGGUGGAGGUGGAGAUGGAGGUGGACUCUGGGAUGUCUGUCUCUCUGCCCCCGUCAGCAGGCUCAGGCUCACAGCGGAGGACUAAGGGUAUGAGGUUGAGGCAGACGCGGAAGUGUGCAGUCGAAGAUCCACCUCUCAUUUGUGAUUUUCAAAGGAUGGGCAGGAGGAUCAGCCCCAGAGCAUCGUGGGAUCAGCUGGCACGUCUCCAGAGCCCUGAGGGAUACUGGGAAUGCACUGCUGAGGUGGGAUUGCUCCUGGGUGUUGAUCUGAACUUCUUUGCCAACAUUUUCCUUAGAGAAAAGGGCAUCGCAUCUCUGGGCCCCAAGGCCCAGGCUGCCAUCCUGAGGCUGGUGUCCACCCUGCUGGUUCUGCAGCUGGUGCGCGUCAGGAAGCUGGUCCAGGGAGAGCUGCUGCAGUCUCUGUUCCGCCUCAGAGACCCUCCUGAAGACAGCUCUUCCGAGUGGGAGGCCCUGAAGCGGGCGGUGGACUGGGUGCGCUGGGCAGACAGGCAGUACCCGUGCGUGUGCAGCCGGCUGGAGUUCGGCCGCGACUGGGAGUCGUCCACUCGACAGCUGCUGGGAUUCGACCGCCCACACCCCCUCUCCCCCCUCAACCCUCUGCUGGAAAGGAGCAGAGCCAUACUGGCCUGCUAGAAACACACACACACACACACACACACACACACACACACAAAUAUACUGUCCAUACUGGCCUGUUGUGUGUUUGAUCUGAAUCAAUCCUCUAAAUUAUCUGUAAACCACUACGGAGUGUCAAUUAUUCAAAAGUCAAUGUUAUAGUUGAAGUGUGAUACAGUGUGUAUACAAUUUUCUUCCAAGUUUUUCCUCGACAGUACCUUAAAAAAACAAUUAUAAUAAGGUGUUAUCCACCUUAUUCCUUAAACCGGAAAUCUGUCCGGUUUUCAUCUUCCGUUCAGUCAGUUUACAUUAUAGCUUGGUGUAUUCUCAGUGCGCUAACUAGAGUAUGCUUCAACUUACAUUUCGUUUGUUGACAUUUCUGCCCUCAGCAUGGAUAUACUACAUAAUACAGUAUAUAACCGAUAUAAAAUACAAAAGUUUACUUUUACAUGUGUUAUGUGGCUAAUAGAUUUCUUCACUUGCUGCCUGCCUUCACUGGAGAUACAGAAAUGCAUGUUUAUUUUUAAGAAAAAAGUUGGCAAUCAGACAAAUACAACAAUUUAUUAUCUUGAUCAAGUAAGCACAAAUUCAUCAGCAGAUUUUUUUUUUAUCCACAGGACUAUAUAGCAAAGAUGUUCUACCUUGUUGAAUAUGCCUCUACUAUACUUGCCAUUGAAGUAUGGUAAAGGUCUCUGGUCUGCAGUGUUUUAUUAUAACCAGGCAUUUAACAUUGAUUUGUGAAAUGUAGAAAGUAGAAGACAAGUAAUCACUGAUCUGAAUUGAAAGCCAAUUUGCACAUGAAAGUCCCACCGAAAUAUCUGCACACUGAUCGGAGACGUGCCGUUACCUCUGUGUGUACGUCUGUGCGGGUCAGUGAUGUGUCAUCAGAUCAGUGUAUAUCAGACUGUUGAAAAACCAUGCCAAUUUUCACCAAAUAGUUCAAGUAGGCUAUAAUUGUCUUUAAUAUAAUGUGUAUUAAUCAUGAUCAAAACCUGUGAGCUGAUUCAAAAAUAUUUAGUAAGAAGUAAAUAAACAUCUGUCAGUAA